AUGGAAGCGAUGUUUUGGGGUCCCAUUACCGCUACUUUAGAUUGGUGUGAGGAAAAUUACAAAGUUUUUCCGUACUUUGCCGAGUUUGUGAAUACAAUAACGAAUCUUAUAUUUGCGUUCUUUGCCGGCUUCGGUGUUUAUACGAUAUUAAAGCAUCGUCUGGAUAAACGCUUUAUUCUGGCUCAUGCUGCGUUGGCACUGGUCAGCGUUGGAUCAUGGUGUUUUCACAUGACUUUGUUAUACGAAUUUCAGCUGUUAGAUGAGUUGCCAAUGAUCUACACGUCGAGUAUUUUGGUGUAUAAUCUCUUUGAAAUAGAUCGAGAACGAAAAUACGGGCUUUGGUUCCCACUAUUUUUAAUAUGCUACUCUGCCAUCUACACUGUGACAUAUCUUUAUGUGCGCACUCCAGUCUUCCAUCAGCUAGCCUAUGGGGUCCUCGUAGCCGCUUUAAUGUUGCGCACUAUCUUUUUGAUGACCAACUACCCAAAAGGCGAAUCGAAAAGAAUAAUGAAGUCUUUGAUCUAUAAAUCAUUGAGUAUGUUUGUCUUUGGAUUUUUAUUAUGGAAUGUGGAUAACAUGGCCUGUUUCCACUUGCGUAACACAAGAAAAACAGUUGGUCCGUAUAUUGGGUUUCUCACAGAAUUACAUGGCUGGUGGCAUAUUCUAGCCGCAUUCAGUUCAUAUUAUUUGAUCGUAUUUAAUCAGUAUUUGAGAGCAAUCUGUAUGGGGGAAGGCAAAGAAUGUGAAAUAAGGUGGUUAACCAGUAUGGUUCCCUAUGUGGCAAGGAAACUGUUAACUUCAACAACCAUUCCAUCAAUGGUGGAUAAUACUGAAAGGGAAGCCAUAGCGUCAGACGAAAUCCUGAGCAUUCAGCAGGACCUUAACAGCUUACUCUUGCAGGCAACAAAAGAUGCGAACAAAGAGUUGAUCAAACAACUUUUGAACCAAGGAGCAGACUUUUCGGCUAGAGGAGAAGAGGGUGCCACUUCUUUGCAUUUAGCGUGUGCUGCUGGAAAUUCAGAGAUUGUCAGUUUGUUAUUGCAGUAUGGCCACCCAUGGAAUGCCAUCGAUGAUAAUAGGAAGACUGCAGGCGAAUAUGCCAAAGAGUGUGGUCACGAGGAAGUUUAUGAGCAAUUAUUAGCAGAAGGUUGUAGAGCGGAAUUAAUACUAGGAGCGCUUUCGCGUAAAGACAGAAAUAAAGACGAUCCGUCAAACCUAGAGUUUUUGACCAAGCCGCUGAAAUAUUCAGACAAUGGUGACAAGCUAUUGGACUCGGAAAACAAUGGGGUCAUGAUGGCUUGGGAAAAGCCACUUAUGGAAAGGCACGCUCAAGUCAUUUGUACUGACAAAGGCCUUGAUAUACUCAAUGUUGGUUUCGGUCUUGGGUUAAUUGAUUCGUACAUCCAGUCUUAUAAACCAAAUUCUCAUACGAUUAUCGAAGCACAUCCUGAUGUUUACGCACACAUGCUAGCCAAUGAAUGGGACAAGAAACCUGGUGUAAAGAUAAUUUUUGGACGCUGGCAGGACGUUUUAGAUCAGUUAGAAUUAUACGAUGGUAUUUUCUUUGAUACCUUUGGUGAAUUUUAUGAUGAUAUACAUGAUUUCCAUGAAGAAUUACUAAAUAUCUUAAAGCCAGAGGGUGUGUAUUCGUUUUUCAAUGGCCUGGGUGCCACGAAUCCUUUCUUUCAUGAUGUUUAUUGUCGCAUAGCCGAAAUGCAUCUAGCUAGUAUUGGACUAAGUACAGAGUAUGUGGAAAUCAGAAUUGAUCCGUCUGAGGACAAGGUCUGGGAAGGAGUUAAAGCUCGGUACUGGACUUUGGAUACUUAUCGGUUACCGAUCUGUCGAGUAAUGUUGUAA
Messenger RNA from Paraglomus brasilianum, 1857 nucleotides. The record is from the annotation of a GenBank genome assembly. NCBI's taxonomy places the organism in Eukaryota, Fungi, Glomeromycota, Glomeromycetes, Paraglomerales, Paraglomeraceae.